AUGAGUAACGAUUUGAAAUAUGUUCUUCUACCAACUAUCGAUGAUCGACGUCGGCCACCGAAAUUUCAACCAUGGAAAACAGCUUCUUCCGAAAAGUACCGUGAACGAAUUCGGAUGAAAUACCCGAGCAAUAUCAACACGAAAAAUUGGAAAUUUGUUAAGGAUGGUCUGGAUGAUUUUCGCGAUGGUUUGCCCCCGUGUCAUGAUGAUAUUAUGUUACAACCCGAAAAAGGACUUGGACCAGUACUACUAGCUGAACCGCGCCGAGUAAAGUCUUGCGUAGUAAACGCUCAAUCGCGACUCAGCGCACAUCAGAAAUACUACAGUCGAGAAAUACCUGCAGCAGAAAAACGAAGACGAACUAUUGAUCAUUAUAUAUCAAGUCUAUUGGAACAUCCAGUCGCCUUCUUUGAUCAUUUUAGUAAAGUAUUAACACCUGAGACAUACGAUCGAGUGACAAGAUUGUUUGAAGCGGAACUAUUACGUUACGAUGCGGAUGAUCCAAUUCCGUCUGUUGAUGGACAGAAUGACACAUUCCUAUCGUCAGGAAUGGAAGGAUUAACGCAAGUUGAAAUGGCUGAAAGUGAUAAGAGUGGUUUUGAACAUGUGUCUCAAGAAGCCGAGAACACAGGCAUUAGUGAGUUAUCCAAUGAUUUAGCUACGAAAGCACGCAUUGACUCUAGAAAUCAAUUACCGGAAUUAUCUGAGAAUAAACCAAGUCCACCAAGAAUCACUCGCAAUGGAGUUGUUUAUGAUGAUGCUGGUAAUCAGUGGAAUGCUGAAGAAUACUAUAGAAAACAACAGAAUCCUUACCGAUGGUACAUUGAAAAACAACGUCAAAAACAGCGUGCAAAAGGUCCUAGUCAAGAUGAACAAGCAGCCAUAGCUAUGGAAACAAAAUUACGUCAUGUAUCAGAACAAUUUUGUACUUGGUUAUACGAUUUAGGCGGAGAAACAAAUACAGAUAUUGAUCCAGCUGUAGUCAGGAAUCUCUUUUCGACUGCUUACGACACAAAGCCAUCGUUAAGUGUACCAAUCAAAGUGGUGGAAAUGACACGAAUUCCAGUUGACUUGCGAGAUGGUACACAAGAUACAAUGAUCGCCGAACCACAACAAGCAACAGGAACUCUAUCAGAAAUGCGUAUGGGUUCCGGUAGUGCUAAGGCGAAAGAGAUCACAACUGCACUUAUCAAUCAACGACCACGUACGCAAAAAUAUCGAUACGGUGCAUGGUAUUUACCAAAAACUCUCUGGCAUCGUAAAUUAACAACAGAGGAAUUGAUUGAUCCAAAGGCCACUAGAGCUGAACGAGAAGAUACAUCUCGCAAACGCGAGGAAGAGAUUAAUUCUCGGCUGGCUCCAUUACACGGUGUGAAUGCUUUCCGAGAUUACCUUUUGGAAACAAACGCCGCUCGAAUGCCAAAACUAAUAAGUGAUGUUGAACAAUAUCGUCGCAAUCAUCUAGCUGAAGGUCAAACAAAUCGCACAGGACUCUACGCAUCUUAA
Molecule: messenger RNA, 1506 nt
Organism: Adineta ricciae
Lineage: Eukaryota; Metazoa; Rotifera; Eurotatoria; Adinetida; Adinetidae
Source: the annotation of a GenBank genome assembly